Messenger RNA from Physcomitrium patens, 1933 nucleotides. RefSeq lists its product as uncharacterized. NCBI's taxonomy places the organism in Eukaryota, Viridiplantae, Streptophyta, Bryopsida, Funariales, Funariaceae. The record is from RefSeq and is a predicted model, not a curated record.
UGCGAAGGACUUGAACGUGAGGCAAUGGAACGGAUCUGAGCUACGUAUUACUCCUUCACCUAGACCCGUGUUCAUCGUCUAAUACUGAAGUGGUGGUCCUUGUCAAACUGCUGCAUACUUGACGUUUUGACAGCAAUAGUCAGUAUCUUGUGGGGUUUAACUGAAGCAGUUCCUGCUGAGGAAAGCAUCAAAAUGAUGGACAAACUAAUGAGAAGCCUGAGACCGAGGAGAGUUGCGGUGACGGCAACUGCGCCAGUGGCGCGGCGGGAGCGCGUAGAGAGGCUUUUGAUGGGUGUAGUCAUGAUAGGGAGUGUUGUGCAGCUGGUUGCCGGUAACUCCUACGACCAGUCUCAAAAACUGACAGCAUGUGACACUGGGGUACACAAUUGCUACCAAACGCGGCAGAUUGCGCCCAACAUGUGGGGCCUGAUCGUGACGCUCGUGAGUUUGACGACUGAUGCUUGGGGAUUUGCAUCAUCUUCGGAGUUUGCCUGGCGGCUACUUCUCGUUUUCGUCGCGGGGCCGAUCAUGCCUGUGUGGAGCUUAAUUGAAGUGCUUGGUAAAGCUUUCGUAGGUAUGACAUUGACAAGUAAACUUGGGAGAUCCACACUAACAGUUGCCAAGAGCAAUUCUGCGAACAUCAUCGCACAAUGCGAUGUGCUUUUAGGUAUGAGUGAAGACGCUGCAACAAGGUUUCCCUUGAUGCACACGGAACAAAACUACACCAUCGACGUUUUGUUAACUCCGCUUGAGGUCGGCAAUCGGCGUGAGAGUGAGGCAUUGGUCUUGCUCAAUGACCGCGGCAAGGAGGCCCUUCUGCGAUCCAAUGUUCUGCCAAAAUAUGAGCAGUUGCGCUUCUUGCAAGGUUACAGCGGGCUCGCCAUCGCUGUCUCAGCCGCCCAAGCCACAGGCUACAUUUUUGGGGUCAUUUCUCGCGCUAGUCAAGCUUUGAAUGUGACCCCCAUCGAGAGAAUUUGCAUGGCGUUGAGCUUCAUUGUUUUAGUGAAAGCUGGCUUGUACACAAUCGCCAGCAGCUGUCACCACCCGCUGCUUCUGCAUGUUCCACCCGAGCACGAAGAGAGCGUCCUCGAGGCCUGCAAAGACACCAAGUAUGACGAACGUGACGAACUAAUUGUGGAGCUCAAGACUCUCCUGUGCACAGAGCUUGUGUUCGCCCUUCUUCUCAGCCUUUCCAUUGUUGCGAUUUGGCACAUCAUUCAGGUGACGUUUUUCGACUCCCUGCCGAGUUUCUUCUUCGCCAUCGGCCUCUUUCUACAGAUGAUCAUUGCGCUUCUCAUGUUCGGCAAGUCUGUCCGCAUUCCAAGCAUGCUACGCACGAAGUUUUGUUCCAUCUCCAUCGUCGCUCUCUGUUCUGUGGUGAAUGUCGCGGCCUACUCGCUCGCCGUGGUUGCCACCGUCAAAAACUGGCACGCGAGCGGAUUCAGCUUCCAAAGCCACCUUUCGAGCUCUUUGCCCCACAUUGGCUGACAUCUCAAUUCGAUCUGUACCGGACUAAACGGACUCAAACUCUCCUCAGCAACUUCGAUUUCGUCUCCAAUCAUGUGUCAUGAUAGGCAAUGCCGUCCCUUGCAAAACAAUCAAAUUUGAGCGUAAAAGAUCAGCACAACUGCAACCUCAGAAUUCGAUUCUCCGUCUAAGCUUGGAAAAGGCGCAAUGAUCCUAGUAGAAAAUAUUGAAGUGAAGCGCAGUACUGCAUGCUGAUAAUGAACAGAGCAUGGUUAGUAGCUCCAAAAUUUCCGUAUGCAAUGUCGUUUGUACUCAUUCCUGACCUGCGGCAUGAAUGACACAUCAUGUGCUCGCCUUUGGGAUCAGAUCUAGCUACUUCCACUUCAGAGAGCUCUCUUCCUGAAUGGCUUCGAGAAUCCCAACCCAAGUUUUACAUGUAAGACACCCCCCGAUUCUUUGUACGCAA